Messenger RNA from Haemonchus placei, 1347 nucleotides. NCBI's taxonomy places the organism in Eukaryota, Metazoa, Nematoda, Chromadorea, Rhabditida, Trichostrongylidae. The record is from the annotation of a GenBank genome assembly.
GCCAUGUGGGUGCUCUUACUAUUACCGGUACUUAGUGUCACAUCGGUGGUUAGUCAGGAGGUGAUCUAUGACAAAAUUUCCGGCAUUGACAGUGACGGAAAACUACCAUCGUGGUUGUUGUUCAAAGACGGGAUAUUAGAAGGAAUACCAAGCGAGCGAGACGUUGGAAAACAUAUGGUCAAGAAAGUGUUGGAACUGGUCGUAAAAGAGGAUCAUCGAAAUCCGUGUGGAAGCGAUGACACUUACUGGGUGGAGGCACUCUUUGAAAACGACGGGCCUGUUACCACCACCACCCGCGAAUCGACCACCUCACGCUCCACGCGAAGAGUAGACAAUCCGCCGGUGAAAUUAAACUCACUUACUGGAUUCACCUGCAUACGUGGUGUUUACUGUGAAAUGACCAUCCCGGAAAGCACCUUCAAAGACGUCGAAGACGGAGACACAUUCAAGCUACGACUCUCAGACUCGUGGAUGUUCUACGAACACAAAAAGGUCAAGGGAGUACCGUUGGAAGAAGGCGAUUUCGAAUUUCGCCUUGAGGCAAGAGAUAAAGCUGGACAGAUGGCUUCCGCCCCUUUCAAGGCGUUAGUGACAGCUUCCUUUCCAUUCAAUCACCUCGCCACUCUCGAUCUCGACACUCCUGUACAGCGAUUCUCACGACCGUCAUCGCUUUCGUCGUUUGUCCACCAGCUGGCAAACGCUUUCCGCUCUAAACCAGAUGCGAUCACUAUUCGCAACAUCACCGGAAACUCGACGAGAACGCAGGUCUCAUGGAGCAACAACACAGUUCCCCAUAAGACGUGUGCUCGCAAUGCUCUUGACAAUAUCCGCUUUACGAUGCUGACUCGACAACGAUCACAGACAAAGAUCGAAUUUGUGAAGCAAAUCGGCUCUCAGUUCCACGUUCGAAAGGCCAGUCUCGAUCUACGAGGCAGUUGUAUCAACAAAGAAGUGCCAGUGUCCACUGCACCAACUAUGGAAGCUACAGAACAAGUUGCUUUUCCAUGGAUGGUUCUUGUUGGAGUACUACUUUUACUGCUCCUGCUCGCUAUUUUGAUACUAGCCGUGUGCAGUGCGAUGAGGAGGAACAAGAAAAAGGAAAAACCCUCCGACUACAUGGGUAAAGGCAUGCCAGUGGUGUUUCCAGAAGAAGUGGCUGAAGAUGUUGAAAUGGCCCAUGCAGCCACGCCCAUGCUUACCAAGGAGGAGCGACCCCCUCUUAAGGUGUCGCAGCACGAAAAUCCUCUGUAUAAGCCACCACCACCGUUGGCUGCUGCGUCUCCGCGAUUGGGAUCGGCUGUUCCCGCUCCAAACCAGAGGAUGCCUCCGAGUUACGUGCCUCCGUGA